CCAUAUUGGCAGUAGCGCUCCUGCUUCCAAGUAAGUUUUUACUUUACCUUUUCUAUCUUGGAACUAGGGUUGCUUUUGGAAGGGAACAAUGAACAAAAUAAAGCGGUUAGUAUUGAUUGGCAAAAUAUGUGAAGCUAACUAGUUCGGGGCCAACCCUUUUAUGCUAAGCUUGGUCGAAGUCGAACCUAAUAAACUCAAGAUGCCUCUAUUUGCAUGUUCUGAAUUGAAUUCUAAGAUCAGUCAUUUUUCUCAUGGACGUGCACUAAUCUGUGGUGAAGACGCCUCCCUUGUAUGUUGUUCUGUUGAUUACUUGAUGUUAAUCACCAUGUUGUGGUGUUUUCUUGGUGAAUUUGACAGGGCACAGGUGGUAGGAUGGCCUCCUAUCUCUUCAUCCCGGAAGAACACCAUGGCAUCUAAUUCAGCAAAGAACAAUGAAGAAGGUGAAGGGGGCAAGUUGGGAUUUGGUUGCUUCUAUGUGAAGGUCAGCUUGGAUGGCGCUCCAUACUUGAGGAAAGUUGACCUCAAAACCUUUACCAACUACAAAGAUCUGUCUACUGCUCUUGAGAAGAUGUUCUGCAGCUUUACCUUUGUGAAGUGUACCUCGAACGAGACUCCGGGGAAAGAUGGCUUAAUGUGUGAAGGCCAAUCGAGGAAUCUUGUGAAUGGAUCUGACUAUGUUCUCACGUAUGAAGAUAAGGAUGUCGAUUGGAUGCUUGUUGGUGAUGUCCCAUGGGAAAUGUUUACAGAAAACUGCAAGAGACUCAGAAUCAUGAAAGGUUCAGACGCUAUAGGACUUGUUGAUGCAGUUGCAGCUACAAGAGCAACGGAGAAAUGCAUGUAAAUUGGACAGAACACGCAAAAGGAUGCGAAGCACAGAUUUUUCAUCCAACAGAAGUAUACCGAAGUCUGGAAACUGUUUGUAGUUGUGAAAGUGCUUUCUUUUUUGCUCUCUGGGAGUUGUGGUUUUUGGAAAUAUGAAUGAAGUAUUAAUGUAUGU
This is a messenger RNA of Linum trigynum, 997 nucleotides long. The record is from the annotation of a GenBank genome assembly. NCBI's taxonomy places the organism in Eukaryota, Viridiplantae, Streptophyta, Magnoliopsida, Malpighiales, Linaceae.